Molecule: messenger RNA, 4774 nt
Organism: Rhagoletis pomonella (apple maggot)
Lineage: Eukaryota; Metazoa; Arthropoda; Insecta; Diptera; Tephritidae
Gene: Kdm4A
Product: probable lysine-specific demethylase 4A
Exons: 3
Coding region: 2305-3753 (482 amino acids)
Biological process (GO): chromatin remodeling
Cellular component (GO): nucleus
Molecular function (GO): histone H3K9 demethylase activity; histone H3K36 demethylase activity
Source: RefSeq, a predicted model, not a curated record
UCCAUUAUUCCAUUUGAUUUGGUCACUAAUUAGGUAAGGCCAUUCUCUGGAGCAAAGUUGAGGACAGAAACUGCUGAAGACAACCAAGUUUUAGGUGAAGUAACAUGUGAAAUUGCAUUUGGGAACGUAAGUUUAUAGUGGCGGAAACUGCGGAUGAGGUCAUAAUUGGAGCCAAGUGAGCCAAGACAUCCGAUCCGUCAAGCUCAUCAAGCCAGACUAUAAAAGAAAUGAUGUCCUUUGGAUUAUGCAAGAGGUGCUAAUAGCCUCCAGGAGCCGACUAGGAAAAGUAGAGCCUUCAAGUAGAGCAAAGAGCAGCAGGAGGCUUUCUAGGCUUUGAAGAAACGGCUAUGUUCUAUACCUGUGCUAGCGUUCCCGGUUCCAGGUGAAACGCUUAUUUUGAAUACGGAUGCUAAUGUUAUGCCAUAGGAGGCGUAUUGCCGCAAGAGAAGGUGGUUUCCUUCUAGAGCUCGUACAUUGGAAAACCAGAUGGGAACUACUGCGUAACUCGGAGGGAACUACCAGCGUUGGGGGAGUGCAUCAAACAUUUUCACAAGUAUCUCUAUGGACAACGUUUCCGUAUUCGAACGGAUCUUGCUGCACUAAAAUGGCUACUACAGUUCAAGAACACAGAAGAACAGCUGUAUUGGUAGAUAGAGAGACUGAAAAGCUAUGACUUUGCUCUUAAGCACCACGAUGGAAACAUCGACGGGAAAUGCUGAUGUCAUGUCCCGUCGAUCAUGGGAAAACGAAGAAGGUCAGUGCUCCCGCAAUCUUAUAGUAGUUCCAAGGGUGUCAAUUCCGGACGUACUCAAGAACUCUACAAUGGACGCGGUAGAGGGCACUUGGGAAUCAUGAAGAAUCUGGAGAAUCCAGCAGCCCUUCUAUGGGGUUGGUUGUCGGCAAUCCCUCGCAGAGUAAAUUGCUAACUGCCUGGAGUGUAUUGAAGCUAAAGGGACGAAGUCCAGAAGUCAUUGACACAUGAGGCAAUAUAACUCAGGCGCACGAUUCGAGCGGAUUGCCUCGGGUGUAGCCGGUCCAUUUCCUAUGAACAUAUUGGGGAAACAAAUACGUCCUUCUGGUUAUGGACUACUUUAGCAAAAGGCCAGAAAUCUACAAGAGUAGCGGAGGUAUUCACCUACAAUUGGUUGGGUCAACCUACUCAAAUUAUAAGUGACAACCCGGUUGAUAAGGCGGGGAUCUCCGAGGGUUUCCAGGAAGGAUAUUUAGUGUUGCUGUACAAUCCAGAACGAAAGAAAAGUUUUUCCCCAAAAUUGCAGUGCAACUAUUAUGGUCCAUAUGAGGUUGUCAAACUGCUGAAUGAUGUGGUGUAUCGAAUCCAGACCGUUGCCCGAGCAUCAAGAUGAAAGUGCUCCACUUGGAGAGACUUGCAGCGCUUAAAACAGCACUUAGAUGAAGGACAGUGUGGCGAAUACUGCAAAACACCAAUGACAGGCUAAAGCGAACAAGAGAAUGACAACAUGUGCGAUAAAAUAUGUAAAAGCUUUAACGUCGAGAAACGUCAAAUUCAAUGAAUUGUAAACAACGAACAAAUAAACAGCUAGUGUCAAAAUCGCCUUACUUUUUUUCUAAGUGCAAUUAUAACGGGCUACUAAGAAGAGUGCGUGAUCUUGUAUUUUUGGUACAUGGCGUUGCUACAGCGCACAGAAAGUUCGGUUGCGAAUCAGCAAGCUACAAGUUCAGUUCUAAAACAGAAUAUAGGUAUAAAAGGCCUUAACAAGUAUUCUAAAGGGUUUGUUGCUCAAUAAAGUUAGUUGAACUGUAAUUUGAUUUGUAAUUUAGUUAGUAACAAUAGGCUUUCAAAAGGAUAUAUCGCACAACAUCUUCAAAAGUGACACCACUCAAAAUAACGGGUUCAUCAGAAAAUGCGAACAACUGUUUCGUAGCACAUGCUAAUCAAAUGGGCAAGAGAGACUUUACUAUAGGUUUUUUUCAAUAAAUUGUAACAAAAAUUUAAUCCAGGUUUUGCUCAAAGAUAAAUAAACGCUCUGCGUACAUCUUUAGCGCAUAAUUUCCAAAAUGCCAAAUUUUGAGUUGUGUCACUUUUGAAGAUCGUGUGCGAUUUGAUCAUUUUGUGCCUAGUACUGUCUGCGUGACCAAAUUGCCCCAUUCGACAAGAAAGAAAAUGCAACGCUGCUCCUAACAGCUGAUUAUGUAUUUACUGUUUGUAAAUUUUCAACCAAGUUUUGUAAAACAGAAAAUAUAAUUAAGUUCUGCGUUUUAUGUUAUUAUUUUAAAAAUAUUUUCAACACUUCAUAAUUGUGUCAGCGCUAUUCCAAAAUUAUAAUGUCCAUUAACUCGGGCUACAAUGAAAAUGAGCGCAAUAAGAUACCUAGGAUCAUGACCUUCCGGCCUAGCUAUGAGGAAUUCAAGAAUUUUUCUUCCUAUGUCGAAUACAUGGAACGACGUGGCGCUAAUUUGGCUGGCUUAGCGAAGGUUAUACCACCGCCGGAAUGGGUGCCACGCAAAUCUGGAUACCACAUAGAUAAUAUUAAUAUGACAAUACCAGCGCCCAUCUGCCAAGUGGUAUCAGGCAAACAGGGUGAAUAUCAGCAAAUAAAUGUUCAAAAGCGUUCUAUGACGCUGCGGCAGUUCAAAGAAAUGGCAGAGUCGGAGCGUUACCAAACUCCACGACAUUUCGACUACGAUGAUUUAGAACGAAAGUAUUGGAAAAAUGUGACAUACAUUGCACCUUUCUAUGCAGCAGACGUAAAGGGUUCCCUGAGUGAUCCCGAUUUGCGUAUUUGGAAUAUCAAUUGCCUUGAUACCAUAUUAAACUAUGUAAAUAAGGAUUAUGGCAUUGAAAUCGACGGCGUAAAUACAGCUUAUUUAUAUUUUGGUAUGUGGAAGAGCUCUUUUGCUUGGCACACAGAAGAUAUGGACUUGUAUUCCAUAAACUACCUCCACUUUGGUGCACCGAAAACUUGGUACGCCAUUCCACCCGCAUACGGUAGACGUUUAGAAACGUUAGCGAACCGCCUUUUUUACGAAAACUAUCAAAACUGCAACGCCUUUUUGCGCCAUAAGAUGACGCUAAUUAGUCCACAAGUAUUGCGUCAACAUAAAAUACCAUUUAAUAAGGUUACCCAGGAAGCAGGCGAAAUUAUGAUAACAUUUCCCUUCGGUUACCAUGCCGGUUUCAAUCAUGGUUUUAAUGGCGCAGAGUCAACAAAUUUUGCGUCGAAACGUUGGAUUGAAUAUGGCAAGCGUUCCAGCAUAUGUAACUGCCGAAAAGAUAUGGUUAAAAUAUCAAUGGAAACAUUUGUCCAACGCUUCCAGCCCGAACGCUACGAAAACUGGCUCAAAGGUAUUGAUUACGGUUGUCACCCAGAAGAACCUGGAAAAAUUUGCGCUGCCCCACCGCCCACAAUCAACAAAUAUUACUAUUCAAAAAUGAGAAAGCCGGAGUCCACCGAGUCGGUAGCAUCACAAUGUUCGACGCCAAAAACUAAAGACACAAUGCAAAAACGUGGUUGUACAUCAUUAGCCGUGCCUGAAGGUCCUGCCAUGAAUGCGUGUUUUUCCAAAGUGCCCAAAAUCAUAUUGACAAAAAUAGAUAGUGUCAGCAGUAAGAAUUUAGAUUUUAAUGCAAUAGCGGUAGUACGUCUCAAAAGACUAUGGAAUAAUAUUCCAUGCAAUAAGGAAGGUAAGAAUCUGCUAACAAAUGGUAUAAUAAAAAACACGAAAAGAAUGCGUUUUCAAACGAAAACCAUUAAGCUGGAUGAUGAAGACUAACUAGUCUUGUGUUGAAGAUAAAUUUUAUUUUUAUAUAUGUAUAUGUACCAGAAUUAAUUACUAAAUAUAAGUUAUGCAGGAUGAUGAGACUGUUACCUCAGAUGCAUAGUGUAUUAAGUAUGCCGGCGGUUAAAACAAGCUAAAUAGAUUUUCAACCCUUCUCCAAAUGCCUACAUACAUACAUGUGCACAUUUUAUAUGAAUAGUUAAAUGUUUAGUUCAUCCAAGUAUUUUCUAAUUUUUUACUAAUAACGUAUUUUGAAAUUGUUGUAAAUACAUAUGUAUAAAACAUUAAUAUAUUUCAGAAGCGAUAAUAUGUUUAUAAAUCUGUGGCCAUAAGCUAUAAUCGCCUUAGUCGAAAAACCUGAAUUCGAGUAAAAAUGCAUUCAAUAUUUGCAUUGUAAUGUUAAUCUUAUGGGGAAAACAAAAUAUUUUCAUCUAUAACUUUUUAAAUAGCCUAGGUAACGAGAUGGGAGUAUCCCAUACACAUGGAAUAGUAGUUGCAAAAUACGAUAGCAUAUAUAACUCAAUUCUUUCUUAAGUCGACUUAGGCGGUUAUUGGUUAUGACCACAGAAAUAUGUUUUAUUUUUUGUAUUCAGUUGUUUUUUGUCCAAGAAGUUGUUAAUGUAUUUUUUUGUUUCAUUUACGAAGAAAGCGGAAAGAGUAAUGUUUUCAUGCGAGAAGAAUAUUCACAAAAUCCUAAAAUGUGGUGACGUAAAUCGUGACUUUAAAUCGCAAUAUUAUACAAAACUGUUGAUUGCCAUAAAUCUUACCAAGCUAAAUUAUUACACUUAGCCAUAUACUUUCAUGCUAAUUUUUAUGCAAAUAUGCAUAUUUAUCGCUCUGAACUUUCUUAAAACUUAGAUAUACAAUUUUGUUUCAAUUUAGAUAUAAAAUUUACGAGUAAUUUGUAAGGUAUGUUUGUACUAACAUACUGGACAACCGGAAAAUAAAACAAAAAUAAAGCUCAGUAUUGUUGUAGAACAGCAGUUAGUAAAAACAAAUUUGGAGGUUAUACUUA